AUACUGCUUACAUCACUUUAUAUGAUAGAGUUUGUGUCUUAUUUUUAUCAAUUUCAUCCGAAUUACUAGAAUUGCACCCCCAUUCUUUUGAGUCCAAAUUCCAUCAACUUUUGCUGGCUAGGUUCGCUCGAAAUUCUUGAGGCCUUCUUAAACACGGGAUUAGUUUUAUAUAUAGCAAUACUAUUUAUUUAUAACGUCUAUUUACUCAUUGUUUUGAAAGAGAUUUUUAUUCUUCCACUAUGUUUUUGGGUGCCCCAGAAAAAAAUUCUGGGUGCUCCUAGUAACACCCGGAACUAGAAUGUUUGAACAGAAUUGGUUGCGCCUGGUGCCCAUUCCAAGUUUGUUCCUGUAUUCUGGGCGAAUGCGAAGGCUCAUGUCACGCGGCUAUUAGAAUAAAGUCACUUCCCAGUUACUUGACUCUCUCUCUAUUCUUUUCCGCCAUUCCUAACCCUACAAGCUUCGUCUCGUAAAGAAAAUUCCAAAGCUCAACAGAGAAAAUGAGGACAGUGCUUUCGCGCUUGAUCCAUUCCACGCCUUCCAUUUCCAGGAUCAAUGCCACGGUAGUGUCAAUCAGCGGGAGAAAUCUCUGCACAGAUUCUAACAAAGUUCAUGAACCCUUUAAAGUUGAAGAAGCAGAGACUGUAAAUGUGCCGCCACCCCCAACGGAAAAGUUGGUUGUGCUUGGAGGCAAUCCGUUUGUUGGACUUGGAUCACUUGGAUCACACAUUUUGUUAGAAGCCCUACAUCGUGGCAAGUGUGCUGGGAGUCCUACCAGGUUUUUUUUUAUUUGGUCUGGUAGGCCAUCCCUGCAUGAUUCCUGGGCUAUGGAAUUUGCUUGGCAUUUGGGGAAUCUCUUUUCAACUGCUUCAUUGAGAAAACAUCUGAAUGGGGCCACUGCUGUUAUCUCAUUUAUGGGUGGUUUUGGCUCCAACAUCAAAGCUAUUAGAGCAGCUUCAGAUCAAGGUGUUAAAAGAUUUGUCUAUAUCUCUACUGCUGACUUUGGUGUAGUUAAUUACUUACUGCAGGGCUGUAAUAUAGGAAAGAGAGCUGCUGAAACAGAGCUUCUGACCAGAUUUCCAUUUGGAGGAGUAAUUCUGAGGCCAGGAUUAAUUUAUGGGACUCGAAUUGUUUCAGCUCCAUUGGAAAUGGUUCUCCGAGUUGCUAAACCAUCGAACCAUAUCCCAUUUGUUGGGCCUCUGUUGACACCUCCUGAUGCGGUGGCAAAAGUUGCUGUUACAGCUGCUACGGCUACUGAUCCUGUAUUUCCCCCGGGGAUCAUUGACGCCAAUGGAAUACAACGUUUACUGUCAGAAUAAAUCAAACUAGAAUUAUCUUUCUUUUGUUUUCUGGGUAAAUCUAAUUUGGGGCGAUUUGCUUCUGAAUAUCCGUGUUUUACUAUUAUUGUUAAACUGAGAAUAUUUCUCCAUACCAAAUCCUUGAAAGAAUAAAAUCUGAAAGUGCGUGCGUGCAUGUAGCCAUAGAUCUACCUUUCCAAUUUUUUUAAUUUCACAAUACAUCAAGAAUUUUUUU
Messenger RNA from Glycine soja, 1530 nucleotides. RefSeq lists its product as uncharacterized. The record is from RefSeq and is a predicted model, not a curated record. Gene Ontology annotation, molecular function: protein-containing complex binding. The coding region runs from base 498 to 1316 and encodes 272 amino acids. The transcript has 10 exons. NCBI's taxonomy places the organism in Eukaryota, Viridiplantae, Streptophyta, Magnoliopsida, Fabales, Fabaceae. Gene Ontology annotation, cellular component: mitochondrion.